AUGACUAAUAUACAAAAAACUAUUGAUUUGCCGACAAAUAAAAUUCAAACUAUCAUGAAAAACAAAUUUUACUCAAACUUAUACUUCUGCGCUCGUGAUGACACUCUAUCCUUCUUAAAGUCCAAAAUCACAUUGAAACUUUCUCACAGUGCACUCACAAAGAUGCAGGAACGACAGGGGUUAUGUGGAAGAAUAUAUACAGGAGAACAGGGGUUAACUGCAGAGUGCGAGAGUAUAGAUGACAGCAGUAGUGUUUGCCCCAGUUUGAUCCAAUUCAAUCACGUUUAUUUGAUAACCUCAACAGUUAACUAUGACCCAGUAUUUUUAGUAAUAGUUCUCAUUUCUGGGAAUAAAAGAGUUCUCUCAUUCAACUACACACCAUAA
Vicia faba (fava bean) is the source of this 384-nucleotide messenger RNA. The record is from the annotation of a GenBank genome assembly. Lineage: Eukaryota; Viridiplantae; Streptophyta; Magnoliopsida; Fabales; Fabaceae.